GAUUUUUCGCAUCCCCCCAUGCAAAUCAAAAUGUAAUGUAAUAAUAACAAAAAUUGCAUUGUGUGCACUCUGUUUCACGUGUGAUACGGCACGAGAGUAUUAAAAAAAUUAAAAAUGACCGUAAUAAUAAUAAAAAUGUAUUUCAUCCUCAAUCAUGUCUCAAUAAUCGAUGAAUUAAGUUGCGAGCAAACAAAAUAAAUUAAAAAGCACUUUAAAAGAUUCCUAGAAGAAAAAAAAAGUUACACAAAAAAAGGGAAAAAAAGAGUGUGAAAUCACAAAAAAGAGACCUUUGUUACAUGAUUUCUCAUUCAAACAUUUUGAAGAAAAAAAAACAUCCCAAACUCUGACAAUUUAAAAGAAAAAAGAAAACAAGUGAGAAAAAAAAGUAUCUGUGAAAUAUUUAUGUUCAAACGAAGAAAGAAGAAAAAUAAUACGACGGAAAAGCAAAGGAAAUGCUUUUAUCCUUUUUUGCUCCAUUCUGUCUUCGUGCACGAAGAAUAACGCCAAAGAUGAUGAAGAAGAAGGCGAACACAAAGGCUUUCUUUUUUUGAGUGAACAACACACACACACACGUCAAGCGUUGAUCCUUUAAAUAGUGUCUAUCACGACGGAAAAGCUCUUUUUUUUUGCAAAAAAGAAAAAAAAGUGAAAUGUGAGAAAAAAAAAUGUUUCUAACAAGAAAUACUAAACUUCCGGAAAUUGACAACAACAAAAAAUAAAAAAAAAUUGCAAUUACCUGAAGCGAACACAAAUUUAACAAAAAAAAGUGUGUAAAAGCCAUUAAUUUGCAGUAAUUAUCGCACGACCAACAAAAAUAUAAAAGAAAAGUUUGCACCAGUAAAACAGGAAAACCAUUAAGGAAACAUAAUGCUAUUCAAUCGCUUCCAUCAAAACAACACAAAAUACGACAGACAUGUAACACGAUCGUCAACAACUUUACUAAUUACAAGAGUAUCCUUUUUAUUACUACUUUUACAACUGCAAAGUACGUACCUGCUGCUAACGAAUGCUCAAGCCGACUUUGGCGGCGAGGAAGGCGAAGAUGACUUUGUACCAACGAUGGUGGAAGCAGUUUUGGGUAAAACGACAACUUUGCCGUGCGACAUCGAGCCCGAAAUUCAGAACGAUCGUGUUUAUAUGGUGUUGUGGUUUCGUGAAAAUACCGGAAAACCACUUUAUAGCUUUGAUGUUAGAGGACGUUCGUUUGCCAAAGCACUCUACUGGUCAGAUGCCAAUGCAUUUGGACCGAGAGCGUACUUUGUUACAGUAUCCAAGCCAGCAGCACUCAACAUCGACAACAUUCAAUUGGAUGAUGAAGGGAUCUAUCGCUGCCGGGUAGACUUUCAAAAUUCACCAACCAAGAAUCAUCGAAUAAAUCUGACUGUCAUAGUGCCACCACAUCAAAUUCUCGUGUAUGACGAGUCGGGACGCGACGUGGCAGGUGUCGUUGGCCCCUUGCUGGAAGGCGAUAAUUUGGUGUUGACGUGUGAAGUGCGUGGCGGACGUCCCGAGCCAAAGGUUACGUGGCUGAACGGGAAUCGACCACUCAAAACGGGCACUGGCGUGUCAAUGGCACGUCAUGUAACUGUCAAUCGACUCGAAAUUAACAACAUUGGACGCGAACAGCUCAACAGCACGUACGUCUGCCAGGCGUCAAAUACGAUUUUAGUGCCGGCAGCGGAACGCACCAUUCGCAUCGAAAUGCUACUAAAACCUGUUUCAACGAGCAUUUUGAACAAACCACGGCAAUUCACAUCAAAUACUGAGUAUACGUUAGAUUGCGAGGUUGUGGGAAGUGUUCCUGAUACCGAAGUUAAAUGGACACAAAAUAAUCGCCCUUUCACGAGAGGAAAGGUUCAACUAUCAACUAAUGGCAGUGUUGUUACAUCUCGCAUCACAUUUCAACCCGUACCCGAUGACGAUGGCACCAUGCUGAAAUGCGAGGGAUCUAAUCCACGUUUAACAAAUUCCGCAAAAGAGGAUUCAAUGAUAAUGAAUGUUUUAUAUCCACCGCAAGUGGUUUUAUCACUCGGUUCCACACUUAAUCCGACCGAUAUAAAGGAGGGUGAUGACGUUUAUUUCGAGUGUAAUAUCAAGGCAAAUCCGAAGGAACACCGAAUAACGUGGUCGCACGAUGGCAUCCCAGUCAUACAGAAUGUGUCAUGGGGUGUAAUUAUUUCGACAAAAUCUCUCGUGCUGCAACGUGUCACCCGGCUGCAGAGCGGUCUCUAUGCCUGCACUGCCGUCAACGACAAAGGAGAGACACAAAGUGAACCAGUUUCAUUAAGGAUUCAUUUUGCACCCAUCUGUAUCACAUCUUCCAUUAUGGUGAUUGGAUCUUCCAUUGAUGAAUCUGUAACGGUGCCGUGUCGCGUUGCCGGUGAUCCAUCAGUAAUAACGUUCGAGUGGACAUUUGCAAAUAGCGGCGAACGAUUUGACGUUACGUCGAACAACUUGGUGCCGAAUAUGGCAAUUGAGGAGCAUUUGGGCACCGGAACAGACAUAAAUGCACCGGGCAGCGUCAAUAACAACAACAACAACAACAAUAACAACGGUAAUGCGAUCACAACGAGUACCCGACAUUUUAACAGCAUCGAGGACUACAAUGAUAACAACAAUAACGGUGGUUUUACAUUUGAAACAAUAAAUCACUUGACGUAUACACCGAAAACGGAACGAGAUUACGGAACGUUGGCGUGCUGGGGCAAAAACAAAAUUGGAAAACAAAUUGAGCCAUGUCUCUUUCAGAUUGUUCCAGCUGCUAAGCCAUCACCUUUAAAGAACUGCACGUUGCGCCCGUACACAUCGACAGCCACAACAACGUUGCUCGUGUCUAACUUGACCACAAUUUAUGGGUAUCAUAAUGUGAAAGAAUUAAGCUACAUUAAUGGUAAUGCCGGCAGCCAUCAUUACGGGCCGAGUUCAACGGGCGACGGAGAUCAUUUGUCGGAAAUGGAUCCGAUUGCGCGUAGCAGCAAAAAUGGCAGAAAAACUUCGCAGUCUUCCUCGUCCUCGUUAGAGAUGCAAUUUAAUCUAAUGGAGGCGGAGAGUGAUAGAAAAAUAAUUGUGCAUAAAAGGGACGUAGAUACAAGCAGUAGCAGUAGUAGUAAUAGUAGAGAUAGAAGUGAAAAUUACCACCAAAGAGACAGGGACGACGAGAAUAGUCGUCGCCUAGUGUACAGUAGAUCCAAUAAUAAUAAUAAAAAUAAUAAUGAUAAUAUUUAUAAUAGUGAUGAUAGUAAUAAUGAUAAUUUAAGUGAGAUGAGAAAAGUGAUGCGCCGCGAUAAUAAUAACAAUAGUGACAACCAACAGAACGAAACAACGAACGAAAAAAUCAACACAGCAACAACAAAGCGACUAGCAAAUAGAAUUAUUCGAAAUGAAGUGCCACUAACGUAUAAUAAAAAUAAUAAUAAUUUCAAUAAUAAAAAUAAUAAUAAUCGCGAUAAAGCCGCGUAUGCAGCAGCACUCUCGUCAUCGAGUCACUACCACGAUCCGUUCGAUACGGCAUCCACCACUUACGAGACACGACAAUCAUCCGCGUCGUCAUCGUCCCUGACAACGAUGGAAUUGGAAUGCAUCGCUGGCUAUGACGGCGGCUUACCGCAACAUUUUAUACUUGAGGCAUAUGACUCGAGAACGCGCAAACUACGACUAAAUGUCACGAGUGCGUACACGGAUGUUCCAUUGUUCCGUUUUGAUUUGUCAGAUUUAUUGCCAUCUGACUCGCAAGCACCGACAUUACAUCUUGUCGCUUAUAGUGUGAAUCAAAAAGGUCGCAGCGAGCCUUUUGUAUUGGAAGAUAUUGCAAUCAAUGAAGCAGAAAAAAGAACAGAUGGCUCUAGUGGUUUGAGUAUUCUACCGAUUGCUGCGCUACUCACCGGCACUUUGUUUACCGUUGGCAUCGCAAUAUUGCUGAUUGUGGUUUUGACAAUAAGGAGGAAGCGGGAAAAGACUCAAGGGGGUGAAAUGAAGGAGAAACAUAUGGGUCUCAACAUCACUGUCUCAACGCCAGCUGGCGACAUGGGUGCUGGCGGACAACCCCGUUACGUCGUUGCUUACACGCUCAAACAAACGCCCGAACAACCGCCUCCCACGCAACAAAAGCAACCCGACAUCCUGAAUCCCGACAGCUUGCAAUCCCUCAAAGACGUGACAAAGCUCAAGUCACCGACGUCGCCCAGCAACAAUAUCGCCGUCGACUACUCCACGAUGUACAGUUCCUUGCCGCAACAAGCGUCGCACGAUCACACAGAUGGCAUCUCGAUCGACAACACCAACGUCCUCGAUGCCUCCUCCUAUCCGCAUCACAACUUUUUUAUCCAACCACCGCACUACAGCAUUCUCGGUACGACGAGUAAUGGCGGCAUCAUGGAACCGCCGCACGAAUACACGAAAAGUUACUCGACGAUAAUUGUGUCGUCGGCGCCCGCAACGACAUCUGCCGCCAUUCCGUAUCAAACUCACACCAAUUCGCUGGACUAUCGACUGCCGACAUACGGAAAUGGCGACGUCGUCGAUAGUGUUUUGCUGCGAAAUAAUCACGCAGGUGGCGCUGCGAACGAAUACAGGUAUUCCGGCUCGGAUUUCAGCAUGAACGAGUCCAACACGUCGACGCUGGGCAGCAAGAGUAAUAAUCGCAUCAAUAGCACGGGUACGAGUAAUCGAAGUCACAUCAUCACAGAUACACUUCCAGGGCCUGAAAGUUGUGUCUAA
Molecule: messenger RNA, 4716 nt
Organism: Culicoides brevitarsis
Lineage: Eukaryota; Metazoa; Arthropoda; Insecta; Diptera; Ceratopogonidae
Exons: 17
Coding region: 868-4716 (1282 amino acids)
Source: RefSeq, a predicted model, not a curated record